This is a messenger RNA of Lottia gigantea (owl limpet), 396 nucleotides long. RefSeq lists its product as hypothetical. The record is from RefSeq and is a predicted model, not a curated record. Gene Ontology annotation, biological process: microtubule-based movement. Gene Ontology annotation, cellular component: cytoplasmic dynein complex; cytoplasm. Gene Ontology annotation, molecular function: dynein intermediate chain binding. The transcript has a single exon. Bases 1 to 396 code for a protein of 131 amino acids. NCBI's taxonomy places the organism in Eukaryota, Metazoa, Mollusca, Gastropoda, Lottiidae.
AUGUCCAAAAAUUGUCACAGUACUAUACCUGAAGUUGUUUAUCAAAAUACGUACAAGUUGUCACCUGAUGAUGCUGAUCGAUUCUGCGCACGCAACAUACAGCAAAUAAUAUACAGUGUUCUAGAAUCCACGUUACGUGACAAGGAAUAUGAUGCAAAACGAUUCGCGAAUCUAGGAACACAAAUGGCCGACCAAAUAAAAGAGCGAGUGAAAGCGUCUGGCCUUACACGGUAUAAACUAGUAGCGUAUGUAAAUAUUGUCCAGAAUAUAGGAGAAGGUUUUCAAUUGGUCAGUCGAUGUUUGUGGGACCCGGAAGUAGACAAUUUUGCUAGUGCUACCUAUGAAAGCAAAACCUUUAGUGCUGUUGGUUCUCUUUAUGCAAUAUAUUAUGAAUAA